AUGGCUGCCAGUGAAGCGAUGCGGUCAUUGAGGCUUUUCGCCUGCAGCGCUCGCAGCGCUUUACGGCCUGACACAGUGAUGAGACAGCUCGCUGCUCGCUCAUCACGGAGCCUGGCGACUCUUUCAGAGCAACCCACAGAGACUGCCAACACAGACGUUACUCGACCCUCGACCACCGCAUGGUCUCCUCCUCCUCCUGUCCCCGUCACACUCUAUUCAUUCCCUUCAAUGAAACCCGUCAAGGUCGAAGAAUACAAAACAGAGUAUCUGGCAUUACCUCUUCGCAAAGACCUUCUCCACCGGGCAGUCAUCUACGAAGGCGACAAGACCCGUUCCGGCACGGCGAGCACAAAAUGGCGUGGCGACGUUCAUGGUAGUGGACGAAAACUGGCGCCGCAAAAGGGCACAGGUCGUGCACGAGUGGGUGACAAGAAAUCGCCCAUCCGGAGAGGCGGUGGUGUGGCCCAUGGGCCUCACCCGCGAGACUUUUCCACCGGCCUGCCCAGGAAGAUCUACGACAAAGCGUGGCGGACUGCGUUGAGUUACCGGUACAGCUGCGGACAUAUCAUGCUGGUCGACAGGAUCCAGAUGCCCGACGGGGCCUCGCCGUGGUUCUGGCAGUCUUUCUUUGAAUCCAACAGCUGGGGAAAGGGGAAUGGUAGAUGCACGCUCAUUACGCACAGCAAAGACAGCGCUCUUUUCAAGGCGGUAAACCAGGUGAACCAGCACGCGCGGAUUAUGGACCAAACGGACGUGGACGUCAAGGAUCUUUUGAUGACGGGGAAGUUGAUUAUUGAGAAGCAAGCGCUGGACAAGAUUCUGCGAGUCCACUCUAGAGAUCUCGUCAAGUCUGUGGCCAAGGCUACAUAUCCCGAAGGGCUUUACGCCGUUUAG
Messenger RNA from Talaromyces rugulosus, 894 nucleotides. RefSeq lists its product as uncharacterized. NCBI's taxonomy places the organism in Eukaryota, Fungi, Ascomycota, Eurotiomycetes, Eurotiales, Trichocomaceae. Gene Ontology annotation, biological process: translation. Gene Ontology annotation, cellular component: ribosome. The record is from RefSeq and is a predicted model, not a curated record. The coding region runs from base 1 to 894 and encodes 297 amino acids. Gene Ontology annotation, molecular function: structural constituent of ribosome. The transcript is spliced from 2 exons.